Molecule: messenger RNA, 3523 nt
Organism: Rhipicephalus microplus (southern cattle tick)
Lineage: Eukaryota; Metazoa; Arthropoda; Arachnida; Ixodida; Ixodidae
Gene: Letm1
Product: Leucine zipper and EF-hand containing transmembrane protein 1
Biological process (GO): intracellular monoatomic cation homeostasis
Cellular component (GO): mitochondrial inner membrane
Molecular function (GO): ribosome binding; calcium ion binding
Source: RefSeq, a predicted model, not a curated record
UUCAGCAGAUGGCUGGCGUGAUGGCGUGUAGCGCUUUUUCAUCUCACGCGUGUGGUUAGCCGUUAUGUUAGGUUGUAGAAUUUAGAAUGGACACUGCGUUAGUUUUACGCUAUAAUUUGCGCUGGUGUCUAUGUCAUAUUGAGGAGCGUAGUUUAGCUAUAGUAACCUAAUACAAAACAGCCGGCGAUCAGGCCUAGACUGACUCCAUCGUCGUAAAAGAAAGAGGUGCAGCUGCUGUGCAUGGUGUCCGUGAAUAGUUGCUGAGUGAAAUAGGGCUGCCAGUCCUACUCCUCUGCGCCCCACUGCCAUGCACCGGAGGCCGAUAUCUAGCAGCGUCCACCUUUGGCAGCUGACCAUGUUGCGACCAGGAAGGUGUGUUGUAGCUGGUUUCCACCGCCCCGGGCACCCACAUAGACUUUUGAUGUCCACAUGGCAUGGAUGCACACCACCUUUGCACCGCCGCCGGGUGCCAACGGCAGCCGCAUCUCCGCACAAUAUGUUGUCCCUGGUGUUCUGUCGGCCACUGUCUGUGCCAUCUCAGCGGCUCUUCGAAAAAGAGUCCUCAAAGGUAGAAGGCACAGUGAAGGCACUCAAAGAAGCCGAGCCAUCCGCAGUAGCCACCAAGCCAGAUACGUCUGCUGCAGCCGUGCCUGCGCCACCAAAGCGGCCACUUGUGAAGAGGAUCUGGGACGAGUUGGUGCACUACUACCAUGGUUUUCGACUCUUGUUCAUUGACAUUCGAGUCUCAAGCCGAUUGGUCCAUAGGGUUCUCAAUGGUGACGAACUGACUCGACGAGAGCAUAAGCAGCUUGUCAGAACGGUUUCAGAUUUAUUUCGACUUCUUCCAUUUUCUGUGUUCAUUAUUGUACCAUUCAUGGAGUUCCUGCUGCCGGUAGCCUUGAAGUUGUUUCCAAACAUGCUACCAUCUACAUUUCAAACAACGUCCGAGAAGGAUGCAAAAGUCAAGAAGGAACUUAAGGUCAAACUUGAAAUGGCCAAGUUUUUACAACACACCUUGGAUGAAAUGGCUGUGAAAAAACGUGGAGAGGCCCAUUCCCACAAUGCAAAGGAAUUCGCAGAGUUUUGUGAAAAGAUCAGAGAGUCUGGAGAAGAUGCCUCAAAUGAAGAGAUUUUGAAGUUUUCAAAGUUGUUUGAAGACGAAAUUACUCUGGACAGUCUCACGCGACCUCAGCUCACUGCACUCUGCCGGCUUCUGGAACUACAGCCCAUUGGCACAAACAACUUCCUCCGGUUUCAGCUGCGCAUGAAGCUGCGAAGCCUGAAAGCUGAUGACCAGAUGAUUCAAAAAGAAGGCAUUGACUCCUUGACGGUGGCAGAGCUGCAAGCAGCUUCUCGAGCAAGAGGCAUGCGAGCCAUGGGUUUACCCGAGUCGAAACUUCGUUAUCAGCUGGCCCAGUGGCUAGACCUCAGCCUAAACGAGAACAUCCCUCCUUCACUGCUGCUGCUGUCACGGGCUAUGUUGCUGUCUGAGGCCUUACCUCCGACAGAACAACUCAAGGCCACUAUUUCUACUUUACCCAAGGAAGCGGUUACGGAAGCCAAGUACAAGAUUGGUGAACGUGAAGGAAAAGUGGACAAUCGUACUAAAAUUGAGAUCAUCAAACAAGAAGAAGCAGCUAUUCAGAAGGAAAAAGAAGAAAUUGCAGUCGAAAGUGAAAAGUUGAAGGCUGCUGACCAAAAGCCUGAGGAAGAAAUCAAGGAGAUCCUUGAAGAUAAGGCUGCCGUUAUUACAGCCCUAGAAGAUGAUAUGGAGAAAAAACCUUCCGCUCCCAAGAAGGAGGAGCUUUCAAAGGCUGACCUUGCAGACAUUGAGGAUGCGUUGGAAAAAAUUGCUGCUGAGAAACAGGAACUUCUGAUAGAAAAGGAAGAGCUUGAAGACUUGAAAGAAGAAAUGGCUGACUAUAAGCAGGAUGUAGAAGAACUGAAAGAUGUUGUCGUCAAGACUGGUAAACGCGACAUUCAAGAAACUAAAGCCGCAAUGCGCCUUUACAAUCGUGUGAACCGUAUUAUUGGUAGCAUGGACCAUCUAAUAGACAAACUAAAUGAAGAACGGAAGUCAAUGCAGAUCAAGCUUGAUUCUUCAGAAGGUGCUGCAAGUCAAAAAACCAAGGACAACCUGAUUGAAAUCAAUGAUCUGUUGCUGGCUAUGCGGCGCAUCCAGAAGUCAUCUAGCGACACACGUCUCGAGAUGAUCACUGACCUUUUGGACACACUCGACAUUGACCAUGAUGGCGCUGUAAAGAUUGACCAUGUGUUAAAGGUCAUCGAUACCCUCGGCCGUGAAAAUGUCAAGGUGAGCCCAGCUCAGAUGAAGGAGAUCAUUGAGCUUCUUAUCAAAGAGGAAGUCCUGUAUGCCAAGAACAAGGAGCAGCAAGCAGCCAGUACAGACGGUGCGACACAGCCACUUAGCUCUAAUCAUGAGCAGCAACAGGAAAAAAAGAACACAUAGUGUGAUCAGUGUGCUGUUUCAUUGUAAUAUAUUGUAACUCGACAAACGGCUUGUGUAAGUAUAUGGGUUCAUUUAGUAUUAAGGGCAUCCAGAGUGAAGCAGCUUGUGACUUAUAGUGGACUGGCUGUUUUAUUUUUGCGCACACUUGCGAAUCCGCACAAUAUCCAUCAGUGUACUAAGCCUUGGAAUGGAAAAGAUGUGAUGACAAUUAUUGGUAGAUGUUUGUGUUGUUGCACUGUGCUUGUGAAACAUGCCAGACCAGUCUAUCAGUAGAACAAUAUUUUAUUAUUAUUUAUCUUUUUUUAAGAAGUACUGACGCUUCAAUGUGUUCGGGUAAAUAUAAGCUUGUUAUUGUUCUUUUCUGUGUUUUUUUUUAUCUCUCUGUGCAUUAAAUUGUAAAGUUGUUUGAGAUAUUACAUGCCAGAUGAAAUAUGUGCAUUCUAGCACAAAAAGAGAGAGAGAGAGAGAAUGAAGGUGUACUAAAGGGGGUUGCCUUAAGGGAUGAAUGACUUGUCCUUUUUUAGGGGUAUGUCUCAUAAUGCUAUUCACUAAUCUCGUGAUUUUUGUGGAAAAUAAUACAAGUUAGGAGGUCUAUGUAAGUGGUGUAAUCCAUUUGUACUUUAUAAAGACAUACUUUCAAAACAGCAAAGUUUGUUGGUUAGUGAAUCGCUGACGUUUGCUACUUUCGAAGCAAACUUGUUAUUCGGGUCUGUGGGUUGUAAAAUCAUUGUACGAUACAUGGUUUUGAAACCUGUGGUCAAAAUUUAUUCAUACAUGGAUUAUCUCUAGGUCCUAUUUUUGUAGUAGCCUUGAGUGACUUUUCUUUAUCCUUGCAUGUAUACAUCUAGUAUACUGUGUGCAAAACAGCAGUGGAGGUUAUAAAUAAAUUAGGUGACAACUAGAAAUUAUUUUCUAGACCAAGCAUUUUCAAUGCAGCUUGUUCACGUGCUAAUUAACAAAUGCAUGCACAGAGUAAAAGCACUCGAAGUGUUUCUUUUUUGCUUGUUUUUGUUGACAAUGUUGUUGUUAUGAAAUAAAUGCGUAAUUUAGUAA